Molecule: messenger RNA, 477 nt
Organism: Emiliania huxleyi CCMP1516
Lineage: Eukaryota; Haptophyta; Isochrysidales; Noelaerhabdaceae
Exons: 5
Coding region: 1-477 (158 amino acids)
Source: RefSeq, a predicted model, not a curated record
AUGGGCAAGCAAGCUGAAGUGGAGCCUCUGUCUGCCGUGCUCAAGCGCGCCGGCAAGAAAGCGCUUGGCGGCGGCCUCGCCGGCGCUCUCGCCAUGGUGGCGCAGGUCGGGCUGCUGAUGUGGAUGCGCACGACGAUGAACUACCAGCACGCCAACGGCCUGUCGACGAUGGAGGCGAUCUCGGCGCUGUACGCGAUGGGCGGGCUCGCGCGGCUCUACCAGGGCUGGCAGGCCGCGCUGCUCCAGGCGCCGCUCUCGCGCUUUGGCGACACGGCUGCGAACGCGGGCGUGCUUGCCGUGCUGUCCGGCGUCGGCUGGAUGCCAGAGGGCGCUUACGUACAUGGCCACCAUCUCGGCCAUCAUCGCCGAGGACGGCUCCUCACGAACGGCGUCUCGGCGAUGCUCUUCAGCGUCCUGUGGAAGUACUUCGAGCAGUUGCUCACCGCCAAGAAGGAGGACCCCAAGAAGGGCCAGUAG